Messenger RNA from Caenorhabditis angaria, 2241 nucleotides. Lineage: Eukaryota; Metazoa; Nematoda; Chromadorea; Rhabditida; Rhabditidae. The record is from the annotation of a GenBank genome assembly.
AUGGAUGCAUUACAAGCAUAUGGAAGUGACAGUGAAAUAUCAGAUGAUGAUGUUGUUAUGAAAGAUAUAGCUAAUGGAAAAUCGGCGUCGCUGAAUAUUAAUUCUUCGCUAGUGGUAAGUUUUUUAAAACUAAAUUUCGAAAAAUAUUAAAAAAAAUAUAAAAAUAGGUUGCACCAAGUGUUGAAACUCGCAGUGAUAUUCGACAAGUUGCAAUGAUUGACAGAAAAACGAAAGAAAUCAAAUCGAAUCCAACAUUUGAAGAGCUUUUCAAACCAGAAAGUGGACCUGUCAACCCAUUCAAAACUGAAAAACAAAGAGCACAGAAGAAUACACUUACUGGAUAUGUCGAACCUGCACAUUUUAAUCAAUUCCAUUUUGACAAAGAAAUCCGAAGUUUUGAUACUCUUGGAUAUGCGAGAAAUCCAACUGCAGAUCGAGGAACGGAAUUCGUUGGAGACACGAAAAAAGCAGUUGCUGAAGGAGGAGUCACAUUAUUUGAUUCGAAGAAAACUGGUGGAGAAAGAAGGAAACGAUUAAGAAAUGAUGAUCCGAGUGAUAUUGAUGGAUAUACUGGACCAUGGUCAAAAUAUGAAAAUGAGAAAACAAUUGCAAAACCAACGCCAGAAUUGCAAAAAGAAAUGGAUGCAUUUGUGAAAAAGAAGCAAGAAAAGAGUCGACGAUAUAAGAAAGAGCAAAAAGAUAAUGAACAAAUGGCUGAAGAAUCUUCUGUAUUACAUAGUAAGUUUUUUCGCGCAUUUCUUUCAAAAAUUAUCCAUUUUUUAGUCAAAGAUGCUGAAGACUAUCAAGGUCGAUCAUUCUUGGUUCCACCGAGUUUUACUGGUGUCAAUCUUCGAGAAGACUAUGUUCCUGAAAGAUGUUAUAUUCCCAAAAAACUCACUCAUACCUACAGAGGACAUUCGAAAGGUGUCAAUUAUCUGCAAUGGUUCCCGAAAAGUGCACAUCUAUUUCUUUCUUGCUCAAUGGAUACAAAAGUGAGUUAAAGAGUGUCUAGAGAUUAGAUUUUGGUCGAAAAACUGAUUCGACUUCCCACCGGAAUUGACUUUAAAAAAAUGAAGAAUCAGAAUUUUCAAAAUUGUUUUCUAGAUCAAACUUUGGGAAGUAUACGAUCGUCAACGAGCUGUUCGAACAUAUUCGGGUCACAAAAUGCCUGUUCGAGAAGUGGCUUUCAACAACGAUGGAACACAAUUCCUAUCAGCCAGUUUUGAUAGAUAUGUAAAAUUAUGGGACACUGAAACCGGACAAGUUGUAAAUCGCUUCCACACAGGACACGUUCCAUAUUGUCUAAAAUAUCAUCCAGAUGAUGAUAAAAAUCACAUGUUUUUGGUUGGUAUGCAAAAUAAGAAGAUUAUCCAAUGGGAUUCGAGAAGUGGAGAAAUUGUGCAAGAAUAUGAUCGACAUUUACAAGCGGUUAAUUCCAUCACAUUUUUUGAUAAAAAUCGUAGAUUUGCUUCAACUUCUGAUGAUAAAAGUGUUCGAAUUUGGGAAUGGGAAAUUCCAGUGGACACGAAAUUGAUUCAAAAUGUCGGACUUCACGCAAUUCCAACAAUGACAAAGUCACCAAAUGGUGGGUUUUUAAUUUUUUUUAAAUUAGAGAAAAAACUAUAAGAAAUAAUUUGUUUAGAUAAAUGGGUCGUUGGUCAAUGUAUGGACAAUCGAAUUGUUCUUUUCCAAUUAAUCGAAGAUAAAUUGAGAUUUACAAAAAAGAAGGCGUUCAGAGGACAUAAUGCAGCUGGUUAUGCUUGUAAUGUUGAUUAUAGUCCAGAUAUGAGUUUCUUGAUAUCUGGAGAUGCUGAUGGAAAAUUGUUUGUUUGGGAUUGGAGAACUCAUAAAAUUGUUGGAAAGUGAGUUUUUAUUUGGAAAAUAUUUAUGAGCUAUGACGUGGAAACUCAAGAUAAAAACUAUUCUGAAGAAAAGAUUUUUCGAAUUUCUAAUUAGAAAAAUUGAUGUUUUUUCUUUAAUUUUCAAAUUUUCGAAAUAAAUCUAGAAAAUGGAAAACAAUAAACUUUGAAUUUCUAAAAAUAAAAAAUUUCAAUACGUGAUCAAACAAAUACUGUAAAAAUGAGUACGUGAAAACCUUUUUUUCAUUUCUAGAAAAAUCCAAUCGCGAUUUUCAGAUGGAAGGCACACGACAACACAUGUAUUGCAGCCCAUUGGCAUCCACACGAAAAAUCAAAAAUGAUAACCGCUGGAUGGGAUGGUCUUAUCAAAAUGUGGAAUUGA